Molecule: messenger RNA, 402 nt
Organism: Ilex paraguariensis (yerba mate)
Lineage: Eukaryota; Viridiplantae; Streptophyta; Magnoliopsida; Aquifoliales; Aquifoliaceae
Source: the annotation of a GenBank genome assembly
AUGUUUGAUGGCCGUGGAGUUAAGAAAAUUACAACUUUCUCACCUCUGUUGAGGAGAACAAUUGUUGAAGUUCAGAUGGUUGAUAGAAUAGAUUUGACUCACCUGAAGGUUUAUGCAAUUGAUGUUGAUGAAGCAGAUGAGCUUGACGAUGCACUCAGUGCGACAAAGUUGCUGGAUGGCCGGAUUAAAGUUUGGAUACAUGUUGCAGAUCCAACUAGUAUAGUUCAACCUGGGAGUAUAAUUGACAGAGAGGCAAGGAAAAGAGGAACUUCUGUGUUUUUACCUACUGCUACUUAUCCAAUGUUUCCUGAGAAACUUGCCAUGGAAGGCAUGAGCUUGAAGCAAGGGAAGCUUUGCAAAGCUGUAACAGUAUCCGUUGUGCUACGCUCUGAUGGAAGGUAA